AUGGAGAAAAAUGAAAUAAGAGCUGUCAUCAAGUACCUCUGCCUGAAAAAAAUGUCUACCAAAGACAUACACAGCGACUUAGAGGAAACAUUGGGGGAGUCUGCUCCUCCAUAUUCCACAGUCGCACGCUGGGCAAAGGAAUUUAAGCCUGGCAGAACCUCCACUGAAGAUGAACAUCGCGAGGGACGCCCUUCCACGUCCCUUACUGGAGAAAACGUCAAAAAAGUGGAAGAUAUCGUGUUGGCCGAUCGAAGGGUGACCGUAAGGCAUGUAGCUGAGGUCACAGGGAUCUCCUAUGGCAGCGUUCAAAAAAUCAUUGUCAACAAAAUGCAUAUGAAAAAGGUCUCUGCGCGUUGGGUACCGAGAAUGUUAACCGACGAGCAAAAAAAGAAACGAGUCGACAUUUCGAGGGUGAAUCUUCAAAAGUUCCAGGCCGAUAAAGAAUUUUUUUUGUCGCGUUUUGUGACCAUGGACGAGACCUGGAUCCACCACUUUGAUCCCGAAACCAAACAACAAUCAAUGACUUGGAAACGAGCUUCCUCACCAACGCCGAAGAAAUUCAAAGUGUCAAGUUCAGCGGGAAAGGUUAAUGCGUCUCUUUUCUGGGAUGCAGAAGGAAUUAUUAUGGUGGAAUAUUUGGAAAAGGGGGCCACUAUAACAGGUUCUUACUACGCAGGCCAAAUAAGAAGAUUGCGAGAAGCUAUUAAGUCAAAAAGACGCGGUAAACUGCGCGCUAGAGUGCUGUUUCACCAAGACAACGCCCCGGCUCACAAAGCCGCAGUUGCGAUGGCUGCCAUUGAAGAAACGGGGUUCGAACUGCUCGAACACCCUCCCUAUUCGCCAGACCUAGCUCCCAGUGACUUCUACCUCUUUCCUCGGCUCAAAGAACACCUCCGGGGCAACAAAUUUGAGGACAAUAGUGAAGUGAUGGCCGCAGUAGAGGCAUUUUGGGAGGGCCAAGACAAAGAAUUUUUUUCUAAGGGAAUCAUGGGCUUAGAAAAAAGAUACACUAAAUGUAUUAACUUGCAAGGAGACUAUGUUGAAAAAUAA
Arctia plantaginis is the source of this 1050-nucleotide messenger RNA. NCBI's taxonomy places the organism in Eukaryota, Metazoa, Arthropoda, Insecta, Lepidoptera, Erebidae. The record is from the annotation of a GenBank genome assembly.